Molecule: messenger RNA, 2031 nt
Organism: Octodon degus (degu)
Lineage: Eukaryota; Metazoa; Chordata; Mammalia; Rodentia; Octodontidae
Gene: Aunip
Product: aurora kinase A and ninein interacting protein
Exons: 4
Coding region: 327-1391 (354 amino acids)
Biological process (GO): spindle organization
Cellular component (GO): spindle pole; centrosome
Source: RefSeq, a predicted model, not a curated record
GGCCGGGCGCCUUUUAUCAGCGGCCGGGAGGCCCCAGAGGCCACAGCUGGCUCCGGGCGGUGUUGGAGGCGCAGCGUUUCUAGAACGUUUCUCGAGUUGCGGAGAUGGGAAAGAACACGAACCCUACGCGCAUGCGCAGACCUGCCCUGGCCUUGGGCGGGGCUCCGCGAAGGGGCGGGGCCUUGCCUGGCGGCUGCAGCAGCGUAGCUCCGCCCUCCGCGUUGGCGCGCGAUUCAAAAGGCAGGGAGGUGGUUGUGUGGAUUCCCCGAGGCUCUCCUGUGGUUCCCUGACCCCGCUAGGCCUUAGGCUCUGUCUCCUCAGCGCCCAUGAAACGGAGAGGCCCUGAGGAGGACGCGUGCGGCGUGUGGCUGGACGCGGCGGCGCUGAAGAGGCAGAAAGUGCAGACACGUUUAAUUACACCAGGUGCCAAAAUGCUAACACUCCUUCCUCGAGAAAGAAAGCCUACUAUUUCUUUCACUCAAAGAAGAAUUCCAUCUUUGGGCAUUAAACAGACCAGUAUUGCUUCCUUCUUCACCUUGAAGCCAGGAAUGAGAGAUAUUGGUAACCAGAGAAAUAUUUCAUCUUAUACAGAAGGUCAAAUCAACAAACAGUCCAAGAAAGAUGCAACUCAGCUAGACUGUUUGAUUCGGGACUCAGAAGAUGACUGCAUAGCUUCCCCUCUGGCCACUUCAACCCCUGAAGGCAUCGAGGAAACUGGACUUUCUCCUAAGUCCCACAAGACUUUGGGCCAUCCCAGUGUGAGAACACCUUGUUUGACCAUAUUGUCUUUGCCUCAACCUAAUACCCCAGCUUGUGCUGGAGACAGUAAAGCCCCACUGCCUUUUUCCUUCACUGAGGAUAUGGAAAGUUCUUGUUUGCUGGACCAAAAGGAGGAUUCUUCCAGGAAAAGGGAAUGGUUUUACGGAUCUGAGAAGCACUGUCAGGACAUGGAGAGACACAUCAAACCACUUGGGGGCGAGUGCCAUCAGCUCUUGGACAAAGCUAAAUCAGAAAGGAAAGUGUCUGCCAAAGAAAAUAGGCAGCAUUCCAUGCACCUGGAGACUUCCAGGGAAUCCUGGAGCAGAGAAAACACAGAGUCAGUGAAACAAAACCCUUGUCUUGUUUCUUUGUUUUCCUGGGGUAGUGAAAAGAAUGACAAAGAAUCCUGGAGUCAGCUUUUCACGGAAGAUUCUCAGGGCCAAAGAGUCAUUGCCCACAACACUAGAGCUCCUUUCCAAGAUGUAAGCAACACCUGGCAUCACAGCCUAGGGUAUUUUCCAGCCAGGCCUUGGGCUGAAUGCCAGGCUGAGCAUACUCAGUUAAGUCUGCAGCCUGAUUUGCUCCUUACCCAGGACUCUGAAGGUAAUCAAGUUAUCAGGCACCAAUUUUGAAUGUUUAUAUGAAGGUUUGGUUCCGGGAGCAUCUUGAAAUGGAAGAAUGUAGGAAAAUAUGUUCCAGGUGGAGGUGGGGGCUGAGGUGGGAAGGCAGCAUGGGAUUAAGCUGUCAUUAUCUAGCACUUUAUGUAAAUAAAGCUGGCAGCUGCCACUGGUUGAAACUGUGACUGGAAUCAUGCUUUUCCCUUAGGAAGGUGGCUGGUGAAUUUCUUAAAUGAGUCUGCGAUGAGUACUGUGGAGGCAGGGCAUGAACUUACCCCUUUACUUAACAGUCCAUUCUGCCUGUACAGAGACCCCUCUGCCUUUUCAUAUGCCUGCCUGGGUCCUUGCUUCUUUUCAUCUCUGGCUGAAAUCUUACCCACUUACCUAAGCUUGGAAUCAUUAUUCCUCAUGCCAUUUUGAGAGAUAAGGCAAAUUCCCCAACCCAAAUGUAUAUAGAGCUGGGGAUAGGAGAGGAAAUGGAAAAUGGUGAUAACCUCAUUUUUAAAUUUAAUUUAAUUUUAGUGGUAACUGUACAGCAUUUUAAACAUACACUUUAAAUAUCUCUCCCUUUAGGCCAGCGACUUGGGACUAAGCACUUGCUUAGGCAAGCCUGGGGUUCAAUCCCUGGUACUGCAUACCCGCCCCUGAGUGCACU